AUGGCCCCAACUGCUGCUACCGUUACACCUGCUGGUUCUGCUCCAACCACUGAAGAGGAACUUCAGAAGACUAUUGCCAAGCUCGCAUCUUUGAAGCCACUUGGCCACACUAACCAUAAAGAUGGUAGAACGAAGUUUGGUAAGGAGGCUUCAUGGAUAGAGCUGCUUCCAGAACCUGCUAGACAGAGAUUUGAGAGACACGGCAUUGAUUUAUCUGGUGGAUACCCAAUUACCCCAGAUCCAGACUUGAUCCCUAAGUUUGUUGAUGAAGCAUUUGCUGUCAGAAAUGAAGACUACGCUUAUAUCGAAAGAGGAAAGAACGCCGACCCAGAAAAGAAGGCUCUUUUCGGCGCUGCUAAGGAAGUCAAGCACUUGACUAAGCAUCUCGGUACUGAAAUCGUUGGUUUGCAAUUGAGUGACUUAAACGACAAGCAGAAAGAUGAAUUGGCUCUUUUGGUUGCCGAAAGAGUUGUUGUCUUCUUCAGAGAUCAAGAUUUAGCUCCUCAAAAGCAAUUGGAAUUGGGUAAGUACUGGGGUCAAGUUGAAAUCCAUCCUCAAGUUCCAAGAGUUCCAAAUGGAGUUAACGGUGAUGACUUGAACGGUAUCACUGUCAUUUGGCAAGAUUACUCUAGAGCAGUUAAUGGAUUAGACUUGUCUUUCAAGCAUGCCAUUGGUGGUAAUUCUCAAUGGCACACUGAUUUAGUCCAUGAGCAUCAACCGGCUGGUAUUACUCAUUUACACAAUGAUACCAUUCCUGAAGUUGGUGGUGACACCGUUUGGUCAUCUGGUUAUGCCGCUUACGAUAAGUUGUCUCCAGCUCUUCAACAAUUCUUGGAUGGUAAGACUGCUAUUUACCGUUCAGCUCAUCAAUACAUUGAUCGUGAAAACCCACUUAGAGGUCCAAAGCCAAUUUUGAGAGAACAUGCGCUCGUCAGAACCCAUCCAGCAACUGGUUGGAAGUCUUUGUAUGUCAACAAGGCAAUGACUGUCAGAAUUGUAGGUUUAGAACCUGAAGAAAGUAAGCUUAUCUUGGACUACUUGUUUAGCAUCUACGAGAAGAACUUGGAUAUUCAAGUGAGAUUCAAUUGGAAGCCAUCCAAGCCUGGUUUAGGUACUUCUGCUAUUUGGGAUAACAGAAUUUCCCAGCAUAAUGCAGUCUGGGACCACGAAGGUUUAGAACCAAGACACGGAACCAGAGUCACUUCAUUAGCUGAAAUCCCAUACUUUGACCCUAAUUCUAAGUCCCAGAGACAAGCAUUAGGAUUGUCAUUGGACUAA
Messenger RNA from Dujonia railenensis, 1278 nucleotides. Lineage: Eukaryota; Fungi; Ascomycota; Pichiomycetes; Serinales; Debaryomycetaceae. The record is from the annotation of a GenBank genome assembly.